Silurus meridionalis is the source of this 3071-nucleotide messenger RNA. It is a transcript of the gene caln2, whose product is annotated as calneuron 2. Lineage: Eukaryota; Metazoa; Chordata; Actinopteri; Siluriformes; Siluridae. The transcript has 6 exons. The record is from RefSeq and is a predicted model, not a curated record. Gene Ontology annotation, molecular function: calcium ion binding. The coding region runs from base 1679 to 2335 and encodes 218 amino acids.
CUCUGAUUUUCUCAAUAUCCUGGUCUAUGUGUUGUCUUUUAUUUCAUUUGGAGGAUGGUGACCUUGACUUGACCCAGACUUCUAUACCUGUUGAAGCAAAUUACAGUAUGGAAAAAAAACAUUAUUUCAUAAAAAAUGAAGGUCUAGAUCAGUGACUUUUGGCCUCCCACAAACCUGCAAACAUUCAACUGGAGGAUAUAAUUCGUACUGCUCCACAGUUCACCAGUUUGGAAGAAAAAAAGGGAGGAAAAGGGAGAUACUGCGGAGAUGGAUAAAGGCGCGCGCACGCGCGCACGCACACACACACACAUACACGCGCGCGCGCACACACAUGCUCGCGAGCGCAUACACCUACAUAUAUAUUCACACACACGCAAACUACACACGCCAAGCGACGUGAUACGCGUUUUGUUGGCGUUCGGCGUCAUUCACGUGUAAAACCACACGGGCUUCAUAUCUACAGGUUACUGAGAAGGUUCAGGGAAGGUGUUGGCAGGAGGACAGCACACCUGCUGGAAAUCGUUGGUGUUAAAGGUGGUCAAAGAGUGAGCGCUUCCUCACACAGCAGCACCUCUUUACGUCUGGAUGCCAUGGAGACUGACGGAGCAUCAUUCCCUAUUCCUGAACCCCCAGCUGUGCAGUGUGCACACACCAGCGCUCAGCGGGAUCAAUGAAACCUUCAUGGAUUCCACCAAUGUCUUCUCAUCCUCCUUCUGACUUUUCUAUGGUGAUAUGAGACGACGGCUAGCGGAUAUUUCCCCCGCAUCCUGGGCAUCCCGAACGGACUGAGAACUCCAUCCGCAACAGGACUCAGCCUGCACAGAGGUAGGAGAUGUAGUUCCCACUGGCAUCCAGGUCGCUCUUACGGUCGCUUCAUAAUGUUCCUGCACCUGUUGUAAAUCUUUGUGCGUUUGGCCAUUUGUGAGAUUGGAAAUGCCAUUGAUGUGCCAUGGGCGAGGCGUUUCUCCCACACUGUCCCACAUAGUGCUGUAUGGCGGUGAGAAGGUGGACAUGCUCCCUCCUGCUCUUCAUUGAUCAAACCUAGUAAGCCAGACAUUUAGUCUAUUUUUGGGGUCAGUUUUAUAUUACACUUACUGUGCUGCUGUGCGUCAUGGAAACCGUAGUAUCUCUGUAUGAAGUCCUCAGUGUAUGGACUGAAUCAUCCUUUGCAGUCGUAUUAACGAUAUUACAAUUUAUUUGGAGGAUAUUGGCACCUGUAGUAGGUCUAUAUCCUUGAAAAAACAUCUGACACCAGAAGUUGGUUAAUUUUCCGUUUAGGGUUUGGAGUGCGCCCGGUUAGUUUUGACCCGCGCUUUGGAAACGAGCAGGCUGUGUUGUAGGUCAGGGCUGUAUCCCAAAUUACGCAUCCUCCUAACUGAUGGUGCACUAUUAUGCGCGACAGGGUGUCCAGCUCACGCGGGCGCGCGUCGGGUGCAGGAAUCUUUCAAGUGCAUAAACUGGUAAAAGUAAACUGGUGUCCAUGUGUGGUGUCCGGAAAGGUGUCGAGGCGCGUACAGUCGGUAGCUUGUGGUCCCGGCGUCCAGUUCCAGUGAAGUGAGAGAAGGAGCGCAGGAGGAUCAGGAGGAUCAGGAGUCCUCAGCGCGGGGAGUGUUGGACUGCAGGUGGCCCGUGAGCGCAUGUGCUCUGGGAAAGAGUUUAACCCUAAACCCGGGUGAAGAUGCCUUUUCACCAUGUGAGAGCAGGGCUGCUGUACACAGACAACUUCCUGGCUCACUCGCUCUCUGAGAUCAGCGAGGAACAGUUAUCCCAUAUCUCGACCGAAGAGCUUGAUGAGAUUCGGGAGGCGUUCCAGGUACUGGACAGGGAUGGGAAUGGCUUCAUCUCAAAACAGGAGCUGGGCGUGGCCAUGCGCUCUCUGGGCUACAUGCCCAGCGAGGUGGAGCUAGCCAUCAUUAUGCAACGUCUGGAUAUGGAUGGUGACGGACAGGUGGAUUUUGACGAGUUUGUGACGAUACUGGGACCUAAGCUCCUCUCGUCUGACAGCAGAGAAGGCUUCCUCGGCAGCACUAUAGACAGCAUCUUCUGGCAGUUUGACAUGCAGCAGAUGUCUCUGGAGGAACUGAAGCAAGUUCUGUUCCAUGCCUUUCGGGACCAUCUGACAAUGAAGGACAUCGAAAACAUCAUUGUGAAUGAGGAGGAGAGCCUGAAGGACAGCUCAGGAAACUGCCAAACUGAAUUUGAGGGAGUGCACUCCAAAGGGAAGAAUCGUCAAACAUGUGUCCGCAAAAGCCUCAUCUGUGCUUUCGCGAUGGCCUUCAUCAUUAGCGUCAUGCUCAUUGCGGCCAACCAAAUGUUGCGUAAAGGUAUGGACUAGCUCCGUCCACUGUGACCCGUGAGUGAUAUUACCUCUGCUCCACUUAUCUAGCCAAACAAGACUGAAUAUGUCGCUGACGGUUAUCGCUUUUGUAAUUGGGCUUGCAGUGAGCAAGCGUCCCACUGUGCAGAAGACACCAGCCCACUACUCUCUGGAUUUAAUGCACUCUAAAGACUUCUAUGCAUCCGGUUUUAAAGCAUAUGAUGAAGUACUUCUUUCUCAGAAGAACCCAAGUCAACCCAUGGAUGUAAGAAAAGGCAAAAACUAACAUGACAAAACUCAAAUAACUGUUGUUUUACCCUCCCUUUAUCUCUCUGACAGGAAGACACAAGGGCUUCUUUCUGGUGCCCUUUUAAUGCAAUAAGAUUUUGGGCCCCCUCUUGUAUUUGUGCGUGUUUAUCUCACAUCUUCUCAUCAUCUCCAGACUCUCUCUGAAACUGGAGUCAUGAGGAGGAUUCACCAUUCACCAGUAUCUCCCAUGAAGUUCAGCUCAUUCUCUGUAUUUGAGCAUGUGCAUGUAAAUUUGCUUCAGUUCAAAUAACGAGGGACCUUUUCUUCGGAAAUUUACACACUGUAGCAAAGCACAAUGACAGAAAUAUUCCAUUCAAUUUUAGAAAUAUAGGGCUUUAAACAACGGAAAUAAAAGCGCUAUAGAAAUUAAAUUGAAUUGAAAUUAAAUAUGAUACCAUAUUUUCCAGACAAUAAGUUGCUCCAAAGUAAUAUAUAUAUAUAUAUA